Molecule: messenger RNA, 12584 nt
Organism: Anolis carolinensis (green anole)
Lineage: Eukaryota; Metazoa; Chordata; Lepidosauria; Squamata; Anolidae
Product: membrane progesterone receptor epsilon-like
Exons: 2
Coding region: 1049-2149 (366 amino acids)
Cellular component (GO): membrane
Molecular function (GO): signaling receptor activity
Source: RefSeq, a predicted model, not a curated record
UUAUCAUUAUAUUACUUUCAUCAUCAUCAUCAUUAAGGAGACAAAAAGGGUCUACUGAGGAGGAGGAGGAGGAGGAGGAAAAGAAAGGCGAGAAGGAUAUUAUUAUUAUUAUUAUUAUUAUUAUUUACAUCUGAACCGGCUGUUGAGGAGGAGGAAGAAGAGAAGGACGAGAAGGAUUAUUAUUGUAAUAUUAUCAUUAUAUUACUUUCUUCAUCAUCAUCAUUAAGGAGACAAAAAGGGUCUACUGAGGAGGAGGAAAAGAGAGGCGAGAAGGAUCUUAUUAUUAUUAUUAUUAUUAUUAUUAUUAUUAUUAUUAUUAUUUACAUCUGAACCGGCUGUUGAGGAGGAGGAAGAAGAGAAGGACGAGAAGGAUUAUUAUUGUAAUAUUAUCAUUAUAUUACUUUCUUCAUCAUCAUCAUUAAGGAGACAAAAAGGGUCUACUGAGGAGGAGGAAAAGAAAGGCGAGAAGGAUCUUAUUAUUAUUAUUAUUAUUAUUAUUAUUAUUAUUUACAUCUGAACCGGCUGUUGAGGAAGAGGAGGAAGAAGAGAAAGACGAGAAGGAUUAUAUUCUCAUUUACAUCUCAAUGGAAACUCACAGCAGCUAUUGAGGAGGAGGAAGAGGAGGAUUAUUUCGUUAUUAUUAUUAUUUACAUCUCAGUGGAGACACAGCAGCAAUCCAGGAGGAAGAAGAGAAGGGUCGCCCUAUCUCUCCAAGGGAAUGAUCAUCAUCCUCAUCAUCAUCUCGAUGGGGACACAAAGCGGCUAUUGAGGAGGAAGAGGAAGACCUCCAGUGGAGACCCCUUGAGCUGCCCACCUCCCUUGUCAUGCUCCUGAGGCUCUGAGCCCCCUCCCCAAUGCCAAGAGGAAGAGGAAGAGGAAGAGGAAGAGGAGGAAGGCCUUCAGCACCCUCACUCUGCUCUUGACCUCUGUGCCCCCAAUGCCAGGAGGAGGAAGAGGAGGAGGAGGAAGGCCUUCAGGACCAGCAUUCCUAAGGCUCUAGGUCAGGAGGAAGAGGACGAGGGGGGGUCUCUGUCACUGGGGGGUCCCGAUGGGUGGUGGGGGGCAGAGGCCCUCCCCGCCCCCCUCCCCGCCCUCCCCCUCCCCCCUGCUGCUGCGCUGGAGCGAGGUGCCCCCCUCGGUGACGGAGAGCUUCAUCCUGAGCGGCUACCGCUGCCCGGGCUACUCCUUGUCCCAGUGCCUGGCCUCCGCCUUCCGGCCCACCAACGAGACGGGCAACUUCUGGACCCACUUCCUGGCCGUCUUCGUCUUCGCCUUCCGCUUCGGGGAGCUCUUCUGGGGGGCCGAGGGGCCCGGGGCCGAGGGGGCGGCCGACCCCUUCUACUACCCGCUCUGGAGCUACUUCCUGGGGGUCUGCGGCCUGCUCCUGGCCAGCAGCCUGGCCCACCUGCUCAACUCCAUGUCGCUGGUCAUCCGCGAGGUCUGCUUCUACAUUGACUACGGCACCAUCAGCGCCUACACCGUGGGCUCCUCCUUGGCCUACUUCUACUACAUCUAUCCCCGUGGUGGAGGAGCAGCCGCAGAGACAGCCAUCCCCGCCAACCUCUCCUUGGCCCCAGGGUCGGAGGAGCGGGGUCAUGCCCCGGGGUCUCGCCCCUGGUUGGAGACCCUCUACGUGCCCAGCGCCUGCCUCAUUGCGCUCUUCUGCACCUUGGCCUGCUGCUGCACACGGCGCCUCUGGCCGCGCCACCGCUACCUGAUCCGCACCUUGGUCUUCCUGCUGCCCUUCCUGGUGGUCUCGCUGCCCGUCUUCCACAAGCUGUGGCAUUCGGGGGCCGCCACGGGGCCCACUGGACACUUCUUCCUGCGCCACUGUGCCUGGCUGUUGGCCUCGGGGGUCUUCAACGUCAGCAAGCUCCCCGAGCGCCUCAGCCCCGGCCGGUUCGACAUCUGGGGCCACAGCCACCAGUGGUUCCACUGCUGCACCUUCAUGAGCAUCCUGGACGAGCUGCACAUGAUCCGAGGGGAGAUCCGGGAGGUGGGACGCGGUCACAACGGGGUGGGGACCCCCACCUUCCUCUCCACGUUCGGGGUCAUGCUCCUUCUGCUGGCCCUCCUGGCCGCCCUCGUGACGUGGUUCGGGGUCCGAGAGAGCCACCGGCAGAAGGGGUCCGCUGGGAAGGAGGCCUAGGCUUGACGUGGGACCUGAAAUAUCUGAAAAGAUAUCACACUGAGAAAUGGGCAAGGGUUGCAUUCUGCUGCUCUGGAGACUGGGAAGAAGGCCUAGCCAGGAGGCAAGGCUUGAUAUCACACUGAGAAAUGGGCAAGGGUUGCAUUCUGUUGCUCUGGAGACUGGGAAGAAGGCCUGGCCAGAAGGCAAGGCUUGACGCCGGACCAGAAACAUCUGAGAAAUGGGCAAGGGUUGCAUUCUGCUGCUCUGGAGACUGGGAAGAAGGCCUGGCCAGGAGGCAAGGCUUGAUGCCAGACCAGAAACAUCUGAGAAAUGGGCAAGGGUUGUAUUCUGCUACUCUGGAGACUGGGAAGAAGGCCUAGCCAGGAGGCAAGGCUUGACGCCAGACCAGAAACAUCUGAAAAGAUAUCACACUGAGAAAUGGGCAAGGGUUGCAUUCUGUUGCUCUGGAGACUGGGAAGAAGGCCUAGCCAGGAGGCAAGGCUUGACGCCAGACCAGAAACAUCUGAAAAGAUAUCACACUGAGAAAUGGGCAAGGGUUGCAUUCUGUUGCUCUGGAGACUGGGAAGAAGGCCUGGCUAGGAGGCAAGGCUUGACGCCAGACCAGAAACAUCUGAAAAGAUAUCUCACUGAGAAAUGGGCAAGGGUUGCAUUCUGUUGCUCUGGAGACUGGGAAGAAGGCCUGGCUAGGAGGCAAGGCUUGACGCCAGACCAGAAACAUCUGAAAAGAUAUCACACUGAGAAAUGGGCAAGGGUUGCAUUCUGCUGCUCUGGAGACUGGGAAGAAGGCCUGGCUAGGAGGCAAGGCUUGACGCCAGACCAGAAACAUCUGAAAAGAUAUCACACUGAGAAAUGGGCAAGGGUUGCAUUCUGUUGCUCUGGAGACUGGGAAGAAGGCCUGGAAACUGAGACAACAAAGCCACGGACACAAAGAGACAUUAGGAAGAACUUCCCACUGGUAAGAGCGGCUACGCCAAUGGGUUGGUGUCUCCUUCCCUGGGUUAGACUGGAUGUCCUCUAGGGUCUCUUCCCACCCUACGAUCCCUCCAGACUGAGCCAGACUGCAGACUCUUCCCUCCUGCUGGCUGGGGAUGAUGGGAUUGGCAACCAAAGAUGGACAUGGGACUGAAUACAGGUGGGGCCCACUUCCACCUACCUAUACAAGGCACCUGUGUUUGGAUGUAACUUUGGGACAUGGGGGCAAAGGGGGAAUGGGAAACCACGCAGGCAUGGGCCAACUUCGGCCCUCCUCCGGGUGUUUUGGACUUCAACUCUCGCCAUUCCUAACAGCCGGUAGGCUGUUAGGAAUGGCGAGAGUUGAAGUCCAAAACACCCGGAGGAGGGCCGAAGUUGGCCCAUGCCUGAGGCGAUGAAUCUCCCAGCAGCCAUGCAAAUACACAGACUAUAUUUGAAAGGCAGAGAUUGCAAAGGCCGUGGUGGUUUAUUUUUUCCGAGAGGCAAAUUUCAGGAAUUUGAAUGUGGAAAAUGGCGAGGGAGGGAGGGAGGGAGGGGAGGUUUCCACGGUGGGACGAUGGGGAUGGUAAUCAAACGGUUUUGCAUCCAAGGGGGACCUUGACCACGGCUCCUUCCCACAUUUGUUCAGAGAUUUUACUCUCCCUCCCUCCCUCCCUUAGGAAGCCCCCUGACCCAAUUCCCAGCGCUGCCCGGCUAUCUGCAUGAGCUGCUUGCAUCUCAAACCGCUCCAAAAUAGGCAAGGAGAGGGAGUAAAAAUAGGUCGCAUGGAAACACUGCCUCCUCCUUGGAGGUCACUUGGUUCUGGUAUGGGGCCUUUCUUCCUGCCAAUGUGGGCAGAGGGGCUGCUCCUGUCUCCAAUCCCUGACACCCCCUCCUCCUUUCACUGCCCAUUGCACCCCUGCGAGGGAGAGAGAGGAACCUGGUCAGCCUGCCAGGCCGGCUUUGCGGCUGACUGACCAGUCCACCUGCUUCCCUCCGGCCCUCUCACCUCUACCCCGGAUUCUGCCUCUACCCCGCAGCCCCGUUUGCCCCUCUCUCAGCCAUAUACGGGGUCGGCCUUCAAUAAGGCCGGCCAGAUUGUGCUUCCCUGCUCUCAUUGAUUGAUCGAUCGAUCAAUGGAUCCUCCCCAGAGGCACAAGGCUUUAUCGGCCUCUCUGGCCUUCCUAUCUGUUGGGAAUCUAUGAGCGGUUAGACUCAAAUAUUAACCCUCUUUCGGGGGUGAUUCCUCAAAAAUACAGCAGAGUCUCACUUAUCCAAGCUAAACGGGCCGGCAGAAGCUUGGAUAAGCGAAUAUCUUGGAUAAUAAGGAGGGAUUAAGGAAAAAGCCUAUUCAACAUCAAAUUAGGUUAUGAUUUUACAAAUUAAGCAUCAAAACAUCAUUUGACAGAAAAAGUAGUUCAAUAUGCAGUAAUGUUAUGUUGUAAUUACUGUAUUUACGAAUUUAGCACCAAAAUAUCACGAUAUAUUGAAAACAUUGACUACAAAAAUGGCUUGGAUAAUCCAGAGGCUUAGAUAAGCAAGGCUUGGAUAAGUGAGACUCUACUGUACAACAGAGUGGCAGAACCACGAUUCAUAAGCAGGAGAAAGUUAUGUGAGGUGAGUUUGGGGAAGCCUUUGUUCCUGAGGAUGGCAAAGGAUUGCAAAGUCUCCUUGAAAGUUCAAAAGGCAUUUAUUGAGAUAAAAAGAAAUCCAUUGUGGAUAGAGCUAACUAGCUCUCUAAGGAAGGUAAGCAGGUAAAAAUAACAAAGGUAUCUAAAUAGCUACAUUUUGCCAGGAGAGUGGGCAAAAUGUGUCCUUCUUAGAGUGAAGACAAAGGAAGAAAAGAUAUGGCUACUGACAGCAUGGUCCGAGCCUUUUGGGGCAAUAAACAUUCCCAUAUAGAUAGAGGAAGUUACCUCAUCCCUGAAAUUGCUAAAACAACAAGGUGAGGGGAGUGGAUGUAAACGGGAAAGCAACAGAGGGAAAUCAACAAAGGCCUAUCUAGACAUGCAUGGAAUAUAGAGAGAGGUUUCCUUCAUUCUAACCUAUUCAGUAUAUAGCUAAUAGAUUUUUUUUUCGUGUCAGGAGCAACCUGAGUUGCUUCUGGUGUGAGAGAAUUGGCUGUCUGCAAGGAUGUUGCCCAAGGGAUGCCCGGAUGUUUUUGAUAUUUUACCAUCCUGGUGGGAGGCUUCUUUCAUGUCCCCGCAUGGAGUUGGAGCUGAGAGAGGGAGCUCAUCCGCGCUCUCCCCAGGUGGGAUUCGAACCUGGCAGCCUUCAGGUCAGCAACCCAACCUUCAAGUCACAAGGCUUUUAUCCCCUAGGCUAAUAGAUGAGACUUGUGUAGUCCAGGAUGAUAUCCAACAAUAUCAUAUCAGUGCUCUUACCAUUUCCAGCCAUUUCUUGAAUAGGAUCAGAACCCAGCACUGGGAACGUUGCGGUGGAGUAUUAAGUCCUGAACACCCACCAGUAGAUUAAUUAAUGGCCCUAAAUGUCAGAUCCGGUCUGACUUUGGAGACUGGAUAGACAGGGGGGCCACCAAGGCUCUAUUUCCGGGGAAGGAACAGACAAAACCAUUUCUGGCCCAAGUCAAUCCUCUCAAACUUAUACAUCCACAAAGGCAAUGCACACAUUAAUAUCAACCUAGUAAUUUGCAAUCUCAAGACAAGGACCCCAGAGUUGCCAUUCAACACUUUUAAUACUUUAAGCCUUGAUAGGAGACAGGGGCACUAAAUCAGAGGGGAGGUGUUACAUCACUGCUGUAGUUGUUGUUGUUCUGUAUGAGGAUCAGGAAACGCAGGUGGGCUGUGGGCCCUGUUCAGGUCAAGGCCAGAAGAAGACCCAUCUGGGAUGCACAUAGAACAGGCACGGGCCAACUUCGGCCUUCCCUCCAGGCAUUCUGGAAUCCAACUCCUACCGGCUGUUAGGAAUUGUGGGAGUUGAAGUCCAAAACACCGAGAGGGAGGGCCCAAGUUGGCCCAUGCCUGACAUAGAAGGUCAUAGCUUGGUUUCCCAGGAGGACCUCCCUUGCAAGAGUCCCCAAGCUGGUUUGUUUAGCUAGAAGGACCAAGGCUCUGGCCUGGGAUGAGGCACAUGAGACCAGUUUGCAAUCGUGCCUCAAGGCAAAGCUUUGGUUGCUGUUGUCAAAAGCAGAGCAGAGCCAGAAGGAACACCUGCCAUUCAUUCCCAUCACGGGUGGUCCCACUAGUUGGGAAUAAGAGAGGUUCUGUAGGUUUGUUAUUAAGCUGAAUAUGUAAGUCAGGACAGGUACAGAUUUUUAAAGUAUAACUCUUGCCAAAUAUAUUAUAUAGAUAUAGAUCGAUAGCUUUAGAUGGCAUAGGAAAGGAUGAACACCCCUGUGGAGUUUCCUUUGGUGUCUGUGCCCCUGUCCAGAAGAUUUUACCUCACUUUCUGUCCCUGUGAGAAUUGGAUUUUGGAAAAUUUGGCUUGUUGUGGACAUAAAUCUUCAUUGGAGACCCCUUUCCCCAUUAUAAUAACUAUUCCAGGAGUGGGUUUCCCUUCCUUCCGAGGGGAAGAUUCCUCUCACUUCCUAUGAGAGCUAUAGGUAAAGGUAAAGGUUUCCCCUGACGUUAAGUCCAGUCAUGUCUGACUCUGGGGGCUGGUGCUCAUCUCCAUUUCUAAGCCGAAGAACCAGCGUUGUCCGUAGACACCUCCAAGGUCAUGUGGCCAUGGGCAUGACUGCAUGGAGCGGCGUUACCUUCCCGCCGGAGCGGUGCCUAUUGAUCUACUCACAUUGGCAUGUUUUCGAACUGCUAGGUUGGCAGAAGCUGGAGCUAACAGCAGGCGCUCACUCUGCUCCCGGGAUUUGAACCUGGGACCUUUUGGUCUGGUAGUUCAGCAGCUCAGUGCUUUAACACACUUCGCCAUUGGGAGAUAUAUCAAUAUCUCUCAUAUGUUGUUUGUAGCAUAUACUGCCUCAAAGGCAUCCUCAGGGAAAGAUUUCUCUUCCUUUGGUGCCUUCCCUACUCAGGCCAACCAAGAGUUGGAGGCUCUGAAGUCUAGCCAUUCUCCUAUUGGCAUGACCAGCCCUCCCAAUGUCUGUACAGAGAGGGGAAGGGUCUUAUCUGGGUGCUGCCCAUAGGCAAUACACUAAGAGUGGGGCAGAGGAAGGCAGAAGAGGACCCAUAGUCCGACUCUAGUGAAUGCUAACCCUGUGUCCAGUUCUGGGCAAAGCAAUUGGAAGAGGAGAUGAUGGACAUGAGUGAAGGUGUCCAGAAAAGGGAGACCAUGAUGGUCCAAAGUCUAAGGCUCUAUCAAUCCCAAUGAGGAGUGUCCUAGGGAACCGGGAAGGUUCAACUUGGAGGAGGAGACUGAGGAAAGAUCUGAAAAAAGGUCCCAUUGAGGGAUGAAGGAGCAAGGCUUUGUUUUCCACUGCUUAAUAGACUAGGACGCAAUGGAGCCAUGGCUUCAAAUUGCAGGAAAAGCGAUUCCAGGUAAAUAUUAGGAAGAAAUUCCCCAUUGUAAGAAGUGUUCAGUGGUGGAAUAUGAGUUUGGUGGUGGAUUGGAUGACCCAUGGGGUCUGUUCCACUUCUAUGACUCUAAGGCAGGCAUGAGCAAACUUUAGCCCUCCUCCAGGUGUUUUGGACUGCAACUCCCACCAUUCCUAACAGCCUCAGGCCCCUUCCUUUUGCCCCUCCGCCGCUUAAGCGGCGGAGGGGCAAAAGGAAAGGGCCUGAGGCUGUUAGGAAUGGUGGGAGUUGCAGUCCAAAACAAUCCAAUCCAUGCUGCUCCUUUGCUGAAGGACGAAAGAUCCCCCAACUGUUAUCUUUACCCCUGGACAGUUAAUCAUUCAUUGACCCCAAGAGGAUGCUAACGAAGGCGGGUGAGGGAAGUGACCGCUGGUUGGAAGUGCCAGGACCAGCGGUCACCCAAUGGGCACCAAUGUUUACCCGCCGUCCCCUUGCCACGACCUGAGCGCCCCGUGUCCCACGGAGACCCCGGCGGGGCCCUUUGGUCACUUACCCUCCUGCCGCAGAGGGAGGCCGUGCGCAGCAGCGGUCUGUGCGUGUGGUUUAUUUACUCCCAAUUGUUCAGGGCGAAGUCUUCUCUAUUGGUUAAUCACGAUCCAUGAUGUGUGUGUGUACAGUAUAUGCAGGGGAAGUGGCGUGGGUUGUGGGUUGGGGGGGAAUCAGGCAAAAGGGGGGCGAGUUCCGCAGGCUAGCUGGAGGCCGGUGUUUCCCGGAGCUCCGCCGCCCGCUGGAUCAUGUCCAGGGCCUCCCAGAAGAAGUCCUUCUGGAAGGUCAUGAGGGGCAUGCUGCCCACGGCCUCCUUCAUCUUGGCCAUGCGCCCUUCCAGCGUGGGGCACUUGUGUAGCUGGCUCAGGUACUCCUCGCACGAACGGACCGCCUGCGCCUCCGUGUCGCUGGGCGGUUGUCCGGCUUUGCUGGCCGGGAGCUCCCGGAAGGCGGGCGCCUCAUCCACGUCGUGGCUGGACAGCAUGUAGAGGCACUCGCGGGUGGAGCAGAUGCGCCGGGCACAAGGCGGCACCUGCAAAGAGGACAGUGUUCAGGGACAAUAACAGGCAGCCCAAAGGUGCCAAAAUGCUACUGUAUUACAUUCAAUCAUAGAAAUGGAAGAGACCCCAAGGGGCUUCCAACCCACCACCAAACUCAAAGGCAAUCCCUCUUACUGUCGAUAAUAAUAAUAAUAAUAAUAAUAAUAAUAAUAAUAAUAAUAAGUAAAACAAGUACAGUAGAGUCUCACUUAUCCAACACUCGCUUAUCCAACAUUCUGGAUUAUCCAACGCUUUUUUGUAGUCAAUGUUUUCAAUACAUUGUGAUAUUUUGGUGCCAAGUUCGUAAAUACAGUAAUUUCUACAUAGCAUUACUGUGUAUUGAACUACUUUUUCUGUCAAAUUUGUUGUAUAACAUGAUGUUUUGGUGCUUUAUUUGUAAAAGCAUAACCUAAUUUGAUGUUUAAUAAGCUUUUCCUUAAUCCCUCCUUAUUAUCCAACAUAUUCGCUUAUCCAACGUUCUACCGGCCCGUUUAUGUUGGAUAAGUGAGACUCUACUGUAAUAACAAGUAAAACAAGUAAUAACAAGUAAAACAAGCAGUCAAAGAAGAAGAACAUGCCCUGGCAGAAUAUGUAAAACAAAGUGAAGAACCUGCUUUGAUUGAAGUCAAAAAUCAGAAACUCCUCAAAGCACAGCAGACAAAAAACCAGUACAAGAAAACCGCACUACAAACUAGAGCUGACAGCUGGCACAACAAAACACUGCAUGGAAAGUUCCUUGACAAAAUUGAAGGAAAAGCUGAUAAAGAGAAGACCUGGCUCUGGCUCACGAAUGGGACCCUGAAGAAGGAGACAGAAGGCCUGAUCCUUGCAGCCCAGGAGCAAGCCAUCAGAACAAAUGCAAUCAAGGCCAAGAUCGAAAAAUCAGCUGAUGACCCAAAGUGCAGACUGUGCAAGGAAACCGAUGAAACCAUUGAUCAUAUCCUCAGCUGCUGUAAGAAAAUUGCACAGACAGACUACAAACAGAGGCACAACUAUGUGGCCCAAAUGAUUCAUUGGAACCUAUGCCUCAAGUAUCACCUCCCUGCAGUUAAGAACUGGUGGGAUCACAAACCUGCAAAGGUUGUGGAAAAUGAACACGCAAAGAUACUGUGGGUCUUCCGAAUCCAGACUGACAAAGUUCUGGAACACAACACACCAGACAUCACAGUCGUGGAAAAGAACAAGGUUUGGAUCAUUGAUGUUGCCAUCCCAGGUGACAGUCGCAUUGAAGAAAAACAACAGGAAAAACUCAGCCGCUAUCAGGACCUCAAGAUUGAACUUCAAAGACUCUGGCAGAAACCAGUGCAGGUGGUCCCGGUGGUGAUGGGCACACUGGGUGCCGUGCCAAAAGAUCUCAGCCGGCAUUUGGAAACAAUAGACAUUGACAAAAUUACGAUCUGCCAACUGCAAAAGGCCACCUUACUGGGAUCUGCACGCAUCAUCCGAAAAUACAUCACACAGUCCUAGACACUUGGGAAGUGUUCGACUUGUGAUUUUGUGAAACGAAAUCCAGCAUAUCUAUCUUGUUUGCUGUGUCAUACAACGUCAUUGUGUCAAUAAUAAUAACUUUAUUUUUAUACCCCGCCUCUAUCUCCCCAAAGGGGACUCAGGGCAGCUUACAUGGGGCCAAGCCCAAAUAAAAACAAUAGCAAUAUAAAACACAACAAUAAACAAAAAAUGCACAAUUAUAAAAAUUUAAACAUUUAAAAAUUUAAACAUCAAUUCCUCAUCCUCAAGGAGAGACAUAAAAUGGGGAACAGACACUGCAUGGAAACCAGGAAGCCACCAAAGGUCACAAGGAAAGAGGUCAUAGCACAGGCAUGGGCAAACUUCGGCCCUCCCUCCAGGUGUUUUGGACUUACUCAUUUAUUUAUUUAUUUCCAAUAUUUAUAUCCCGCCCUUCUCACCCGAAGGGACUCAGGGCAGCUUACAACACUGGCACAAUUAGAUGCCUAUACAAAAUCAAUCCACAGUACAUAAAAUCAGUUAAAAACUAUUAAAUACAAUAUAAAAUUACAGUAUAUAAAUUUAAAAAAUAUGUAUGCUCAGAUCCAUUCGUCCGGUAACCUCGUGCUUUAUCCAUGAGUCAGUCCAUAUCAUCUUUAAUAAUAAUAAUAAUAAUAAUAAUAAUAAUAAUAAUAAUAACAACAACUUUAUUUUUUAUACCCCGCCUCUAUCUCCCCAAAGGGGACUCAGGGCGGCUUACAUGGGGCCAAGCCCGAAUAAAAACAAUAGCAAUAUAAAACACAACAAUAGACAAGAGACAUGCACAAUUAUAAAAAUUUAAACAUUAGCCAAUAAAAACAAAUGACAAGAACUAAUAAAAACAUGGAUUAAAACGGAGAGGUUGUAAAAGUAGAACUGGGUAAGGUGUACCAUAUAAAUAUUGUAAACACGAGGUGACUGAUAAAGUGCUGCAAAUUCUUGGAAGUGCAAAUUGGGAUGGCAAUAGACCCUGUGUCUUUAUCAAGUUGACAUAGGUAAAAAGUGCAAACCAGUACAGGUUUAUCGUUUAUUCAUUGAAAGCCUGGGCACAUAACCAUGUUUUUAGGGCUCUUCUAAAACCCAAAAGAGUUGGAACUUGUCUAAUAUUUCUGGGGAAGGUGUUCCACAGCCGAGGAGCCACCACCGAGAAGGCCCUGUCCCUCGUUCCCACCAGCCGCGCUUGCGAGGCAGGCAGGACUGAGAGCAGGGCCUCUGCAGAUGAUCUUAAGAAUCUUGCUGGCUCAUAGGAGGAGAUACAUUCGGACAAGUAGAUUGGGCCAGAACCAUUUAGGGCUUUAUAGGUCAAAACCAGCACUUUGAAUAGAGCUGGGUAGCAUAUUGGCAGCCAGUGGAGCUGGCUUAACAGGGGGGUAGUAUGCUCCCAGUUAUUAAUCUGGCUGCCGCCUGUUCAACUCCAACGAUUCCUAACAGCCUACCUGAACUGAGUGGUUUUCUACAGAUAAACUGACACGUAAUCACAGCAUUUUGCAAAAUGUUUUGCUUCAGGACUAGUUCAAAGGCUGGAGAGUUUGCUUAAGGCUGGACUUGCCCUCAUAAGCACACCAUCCACCCCACAUUCUGUUGCCCUUUGAAAAUGCCUGGAGUUACAAGAGGAGGAGGGCAACAGUCUGCUCGGUGGCCACAUCUUUGUCCUGUGGCCAUCAGGACCUGCCGCUGACCUCUAGUCGUUUCAUGUCAGGAGGAACAAAGGGAAGCUAAUAGUUGGGUGAGGAGGGGAUGAUAGGAGUGCGGAUCCAGAGGAUUCCCUGAAGGGAGGGGGAUCCUGAGUCAAAGGCAGACCCCGUCCAUGUCAGUGCCACACUCUCCAUGCCAGCCCCGCGCGCCUUCCUGGCAUGAUAGAAGCCCCCCCCCCCCCCUCCGCCUUGGGCUCACCUUGAUCUGCAGCCGGACGAAGGAGGCGCUGCCCUUGGGCCACCCGGGGAGGCGCCCCCCGGCCCCGCAGCCGCAGCCCAGAAGGUCCUUGCUGAAGUCCGCGCUUUGGCUCAGCACCAGCGUGUGGUUGAGGCCGCACCACAGGUCCACCGGGCACUUGAGGUAGUGCACCUGUGCGCAGGAAAAGGGGUGGUGAUGGGUGCGUUACAGGGAUCUCCCCAACACACUUUUCCAAUGCAAUUAUUGGUUCAUAGAAAUAAUGAACAAGGUUCAACGGAAUAAAGGCAAAGGGGAACUCCACAAACAUGGUGGCAAGGAGACUGGCUAACUGGCCUGGAGGAGGAGAGGUGGGUGAAAAAUAUAUUUGAUAUUAUUAUACGACAGGUUGUGGAGGAUACUGGGAAUUACUGUGCAUCUAGACCAGGGGUCCUCAAACUUUUUAAGCCGAGGGCCGGUCCACAAUCCUUCAGACUGUUGAGGGGCCAGAUUAUCAUUUGAAAAAAAACAAAAAACAAAAAAAACAAAUUCCGAUGCACACUGCACAUGUCUUAUUUGUAGUGCAAAUUUAAAAAUAAAAACAAUUUUAACCAA